Molecule: messenger RNA, 2852 nt
Organism: Sinocyclocheilus rhinocerous
Lineage: Eukaryota; Metazoa; Chordata; Actinopteri; Cypriniformes; Cyprinidae
Product: myosin phosphatase Rho-interacting protein-like
Exons: 15
Coding region: 198-2153 (651 amino acids)
Cellular component (GO): actin cytoskeleton
Molecular function (GO): actin filament binding
Source: RefSeq, a predicted model, not a curated record
GAACUUAUCCAGUAGGUAAUAAUGAUGUUACCUUACCGUUAUCCUGUGCACUAAAACAUCUCAAAGAGUAAAUCUGCUGCUGUGUCUGUGUUCAGGAUCAGAAGACGGACCCGGCGCAGGGUUUAGACUUCCAUCCCUGCACCCUGCCGCCUCUGAGACGAGCCAAAUCACUGGACCGCAGGACCACCGAAUCCGUCAUGACCCCAGACCUGCUGAACUUCAAGAAGGGCUGGAUGGUGAAACUGGAUGAACAAGGCCAGUGGAAGAAGUAUUGGUUUGUGCUGACAGAUCACAGUCUACGAUAUUACAAGGAUUCGAUUGCUGAAGAGGCGUCUGAUCUGGAUGGAGAGAUUGACCUCAGUACCUGCUACAAUGUUACAGAAUAUCAAGCUCAACGGAACUAUGGCUUCCAGAUUCAUACUCAAGAAGCAGUGCACACGCUCUCUGCCAUGACCGCGGGAAUACGCCGCAACUGGAUCCAAGCGGUUAUGAAAAACGUCAGGCCGUCCACUGCGCCAGAUGUUGCUAGCCUGACGGAUGAACACGCUUCCUGCGGCCCGUUUGAGAGUCUCGCCCGGCCUGACGUCACGCAGGACUCCCUGUCCUCCGAAACCUCGGUAGAGCGGGAAGGUGGAUUGAAGAAGAGCCGAGCGAGGGAACGGAGGCGAGAAGGACGCUCCAAAACGUUUGACUGGGCCGAGUUUCGUCCCAUCGCCCAGGCUCUGGCGCAGCAGAGAGCACACGAGGCCGACACCUUCCAGGCCGAGCUAACCGAGAGAAACAAGAGGAGGGAGGAGAGGCGGAGGAGGUACGAGAGCGUCACCGGCUCCUCCUUCGAUCCUGCCGCUGACAUCACAAAGAUGGACUUCGAGAGUGGGGGCGUGGUCCAGGUAGAUGCUCCGCCCCCAUCGGAGGAGCGGCAGCAGAGAGUGGAGGACGAGAUCGAGCAGCGCUGGCAGCAGGUGGAGAAGACGCCCAUCAGGGAGGAGAGGCGGGUGCCUUUGCCCUCCACACAGCACAACAGAGACGCAUCAGAGCUGGAGAACCUCCUCGAGAGCUACAGGAAAGGGGUCGAGGAGCUGAAAGCUCAGCUGGAGAGCUGUCACCAGCAGUUAAUGGACUCCAAUCAGCACAAGCUGGAGCUGGAGGGUCAGCUCAAGAACGCUCUCCAGCGCGAACAGCAGAUCCGUGCCGGUUAUAUUUCACCGGCGACGUGUGAACGAGGCUUCGCCGCCAUGGAAGAGUCUCACCAGAAAGUGAUCGAUGAGCUGCAGAAAAAGCACCAGCGGGAACUGGAGAAACUGCAGGAGGAGAAGGAGCGACUGCUGGCGGAGGAGACCGCAGCCACCAUCUCUGCUAUCGAAGCAAUGAAGAAUGCACAUCGGUCGGAGCUUGAGCGGGAGCUGGAGAAAACGCGCAAGGCCAACAGCAACACAGAAAACGCAGACAUCGAGGAAAUCCACAAACAGCACGAGGAAGAGCUGAUGUCGUACCAGAGGGAGAUCGAGGUGUUGUCGGAGCAGUACUCGCAGAAGUGCUUAGAAAACGCUCAUCUGGCCCAAGCGCUGGAGGCCGAGAGACAGGCGCUCCGACAGUGCCAGCGGGAGAACCAGGAGCUCAAUGCACACAACCAGGAGCUGAACAACCGUCUGGCGGCUGAGAUCACGAAGAUGCGCUCGAUGGCGAGCGAGGACGGCGGGGACGCUGGCGGGGGCAUGCAGGGGAAGGAGCUGUACGAGCUGGAGGUGAUGCGGAGGGUGAAGGAGUCAGAAGUGCAGUAUCUGAAGCAGGAGAUUAACUCUUUAAAAGAUGAGCUUCAGACUGCCCACAGAGAUAAAAAAUAUGCAACGGAUAAAUACAAGGACAUCUACACGGAGCUGAGCAUCGUACGGGCCAAAGCGGAGCGCGAUCUGAGCCGCCUGCGCGAGCAGCUGCAGCAGGCCCAUGAUGCACUGGGGCAACCCGCGCUGGAGGACGUGGAGCGCGGUGGAUACGAUAUCAUGAAGUCAAAGAGCAACCCUGACAUUUUAAAGAUGGCGGCCGCCGCGGCCAAACGCUCCGAACGCACCAUGAGGUCAAAGAGUCUGAAGGAAGGUCUGACGGCGGAGCAGAGACUUCACCUGCUCGACAACAAGGACACGAAGGACUUCUGACACGGCCUCGCUGCAUGCUAAUUAAGAGUAUUUUAGCCCAGUAAUUAAUCACUUAGAGACACACUGGUCACAGCGUAUAUUAAACAUGGUAUGAAGUUUGAGUUUUAUGUCUAUAGUCAUGCACUUCAGUUACUGUGACGUUAUUGGUUUGUUUGCAUUUGCAUUGUCUUAAUGUAAAUACUUCGUUUUUAAUGAAGCAUCUAUCAUGCGUACACUAAACACGACUGUGUAAGCUACUGUUUUAACUCUUUAGUUUGUGUGAGUGUUUCUCGACACUACAGACUGCUCGCGUGUGACGCUAGAUGAGCUGGGUUUGCACAUUCCCUCCGGCUCUUUAUUGUUAAAAUAGCUGCAUUUAGUCGAGGCUUGCAUCAUCACCCGCUGACCUUCUGCGGCGUCUCCGGAUGCUCGAAACAAAGGAGCAUUUCUGAUGACCGUAAAACACACGGGAACAGACCUGGGAGGGUCGACAGAAUAUUAACAAGUUUAUAUAAGCUUGCCGUUAUAAUUAAUGGGAGUUUUGUUUUUUUUCGAGCUGAUGAAGUCUGUGGUGUCGUUCAGUGGCAGUCCUUUGUAUUUAUUUAAAUGUUAUGAAUUUUUUGUCUCACAUUUCCAUUCGUCUAUACAUUAUUGUAAAUAUACCGCAAAUGUACACGAACUGACAACAGGUUUAUUAGCAAUAAAUAUUUUUGCACCCUC